UGCAGUGUCAACAGAACAUGAUCAGGAGAGUGGCAGUCGUUUUUCGCGAGAUACUUUGACGAGCAAAAUAUUGAGAUCAGGUUAGAAAAAAAUGUAUAUAUAGCCUACGAUCACACCUCACGGUAAUUUCAACGAAGGGGUGAGAGUUGUGCAGGAGAGGAGAGACACGAGUGUGGAGACAGACAGUUCUAAUGAGGAGCGGCAGUAGAGGGGGCGAGCACAUUCUGCCAUGGCGUCGGCCCCCUCCUUCCUUCCCAGCCUCCGCCUCCUGCUGCACCUUUCCCCCCUGCUGCUCCUGACCGUGCCCCUGCCCCGCCCGUCCUCCGCGCAGACCGACUCCCCCUGCGGGCCGGGCCGCUCCUGGGCAGUGCAGCUGGGCCCGGGGGCGGAGGACGGGCGCUCGCUGGACGAGCUGGCGCGCCGCGUGGCCGAAGAGGCGGGGCUCGAGAGCCGGGGUCAGAUCGGACAGCUGGAGGGGCACUACCUGUUCUGCCUCGGGCCCGGAGGGCGGCCAGAGGGGGGCAGGGCAGCAGCCAAGGUGCUGGCCGCCCACCCCCACGUGGCCUGGCACUCCCAGGAACAGCUCCUGCGUCGGGCCAAGAGGAGCCUCGCCUUUAAUGACCCAAAAUACCCCAAGCAGUGGCACCUGCACAACGAGCUGAGAGUGGGGAUGGACAUCAACGUUACUGGAGUGUGGGAGCGUAACAUCACAGGGACGGGGGUCACGGUGGUCGUCGUGGACGACGGGGUCCAGCACACACUACAGGACAUCCAGCCCAACUAUAGUCCGGAGGGAAGUUACGACCUGAACUCCAAUGACCCGGACCCCAUGCCCCACCCGGACGACCGCAGCGACAACCACCACGGAACACGCUGCGCGGGGGAGAUCGCCGCGGCGCCCAACAACAGCUUCUGCGCUGUGGGUGUGGCCUACGGCAGCCGAGUGGCAGGUAUCAGAGUGCUGGAUGGGCCUCUCACAGACAGCAUGGAGGCAGUGGCGUUUAACAAGCACUAUCAGGUCAACGACGUCUACAGCUGCAGCUGGGGUCCUGAUGAUGAUGGACGGACAGUCGAUGGGCCACACCCAUUGGGAAAGGCGGCGCUGCAGCACGGGGUGAUUGCCGGGAGGAAAGGAUUUGGCAGCAUCUUUGUUGUCGCCAGCGGCAACGGCGGGCAGUUCAAAGACAACUGCAACUAUGACGGCUAUGCCAACUCCAUCUACACGGUUACUAUAGGCGCGGUGGACGAGAGCGGGAGGAUGCCGUUCUACGCAGAGGAGUGUGCCUCCAUGUUGGCCGUCACCUUCAGCAGUGGGGACAAACAGCUACGCAGCAUUGUGACGUCGGACUGGUCGCUGCAGCAGGGCACGGGCUGUACGGACGGGCACACGGGCACCUCGGCGGCCGCCCCGCUGGCUGCGGGCAUGGUGGCGCUGAUGCUGCAGGUGCGGCCCUGCCUGACCUGGAGAGAUGUGCAGCACAUCAUCACCUACACCGCCACGAAGUAUGAGGACAGGAAAGCCGACUGGAGAACAAACGGCGCUGGUUUCCAUCACAGCCACCAGCACGGCUUCGGCCUGCUCAACGCCUGGAGGCUUGUCAACGCUGCCAAGGUUUGGGAGUCGGUGCCGUUCCUAUUGUCCUAUCAGAGCCCUUUGCUGAAGGAGGAGGAGACAAUCCCAGCCUUCCCAGCUAAGCUCACCCUCAUCUGGAAUGUAACGGAGGCCGACCUGCAGCAGUCCAGAAUGCAGACGCUGGAGCACGUGUCUGUCACCGUGACGAUGACCCACCCGCGCCGCGGCAACGUGGAGAUCGUGCUCAUGUGCCCCAGCGGGAUGACGUCGCUCAUCGGGGCCCGCCGCAUCCUGGACACAGACCCGACAGGCUACACGGACUGGACCUUCUCCACCGUGCGCUGCUGGGGGGAGAGAGCAGAGGGCCAGUACAGCCUGCAGCUCACAGACUACAGAGAAGCGGCCCUGUCUCUGGGCGUUCUGAACAGCUGGAAGCUGACCCUCUACGGCUCCUCUAUGACCUUUGAGGAAGUGAAGGCCAGACAGCGGCUGGUGGAGAACGCCAUGGGCGGGCAGUACCUGGACAGCAGUUUCUCCCUCCCCUGUCCCCCGGGCCUGGACAUUCCACCCGAGGUGGUCAGCCCCCUUACUUCCAACAGUUUGAAGUCGCUGCUGCUGCUGGGCUGUUUCGCCCUCUUCUGGUCGCUGUACUACACCCUGGAGGUCAGCCUGGCUCACCUGGACCUGCGGGGACGCUGCCGGCGCGGCCGAGGGGGGCGCGGGGGUGUGGAGGAGGGGACAGAACUGGAGAUGCAGACCACACUCGACAAGGAGGACAAAGUGCCCCUCAUGGCGGGAGACACCCUCACGUAGCUCCCUACCGCACCUCUCUGCCCUCUUAACCGCCUGGAGCCACUGUGCAAGCCCUCUGCUGGGGAGGGUUUGUCUGUGUGUCAAGGAAGGGCACUCCUCUGGGGCUUUAGGGACAUUCCAGAGCUCCCGGGGUCUUGUGUACUGAAGUCUCCAUGGAGAGAUUACUGGAGGCCUGAAACAGACUGAGGCGGCGGUCAGUGGUUAGAGGUCAACGGACAGACCAGGAUGUUGAGUGGGGCACAACUGACUGUUGUGGUCAGAAAGUGGUGCUAGGCACACUGCCUGUAUCAUGCAACACACACACACACACACACACAUACACACACGCGCACAUGCACACACACAUACAUACACACA
Messenger RNA from Megalops cyprinoides (Indo-Pacific tarpon), 2743 nucleotides. It is a transcript of the gene pcsk7, whose product is annotated as proprotein convertase subtilisin/kexin type 7. The record is from RefSeq and is a predicted model, not a curated record. NCBI's taxonomy places the organism in Eukaryota, Metazoa, Chordata, Actinopteri, Elopiformes, Megalopidae. The coding region runs from base 230 to 2386 and encodes 718 amino acids. The transcript has 17 exons. Gene Ontology annotation, cellular component: trans-Golgi network; Golgi membrane. Gene Ontology annotation, molecular function: serine-type endopeptidase activity. Gene Ontology annotation, biological process: protein processing.